CAAAAUCGCUGAUAGGACGUCCGAGAAGCUUGAUAGCCCAGCACUAGAGUACAGUAUGCCUGGAGUGUCCCUGCGAUCGCCAUCCACAAUCCAGAAUUAAUCGGUGCUCCGAAGAAACUGCAAGCAUGGCCGGACUCAUCGGUUCUCGGUUACAACUCCAACCAUGUCAUGGCUACAGCAUGGUCAGCUAUGUUCAAUCGAGCAUCCAUUGACCAUCUCUACUUGCCCAUCGCUCUGACACUAUGAGAGACAAGCAGUCAGCAGCGGAGGCGUCGGUUGUUGACCAGACCAAUUUGCUUCCAAAGGGAGAGUUACUCGUCGUCUUUGGAGUCCUAGCAGUAUCGUUGUUCAUUUGUUUUGUCGACCAGAAUGGCAUUGGAGUCAUACUACCGACCAUCUCAAGAGAUCUGAACGCGGCAGACACCAUUUCCUGGGCUGGAACAUCCGCCCUUAUUGCCAACACUGUUUUUCAAGUUCUAUUCGGAAGACUGUCCGAUCUCUUUGGCAGAAAGGUUGUAUUUCUUUCAGCAUUGGUGCUGCUUGCGACCUGCGACUUGCUCUGCGGAUUUUCCCAAAAUGCUACUAUGCUUUACGUCUUCCGUGGUCUUGCUGGCGUCGCCAAUGGCGGCAUCACUAGUCUUUCCAUGAUGAUUGUCAGUGAUAUCGUCACUCUCAAGGAACGAGGCAAGUAUCAAGGGAUCUUAGGCGCCUGUGUAGGUUUGGGCAAUAUGGUCGGCCCGUUCAUCGCUGCAGCUUUUGCGCAACACUCUACUUGGAGGGGCCUAUUCUGGCUCGUCAGCCCGCUUGCCGCUCUUUGCUGCGUCAUCUGCUCCUUCACUCUGCCUGCAUCUAAGGACAGUCUAAAACUGGACUACAGUACUGUGUCUAAGAAGAUAGACUACUGGGGUGUCUUGUUUGGUUCGGCGGCAAUCGUUCUCAUCCUGAUACCUGUCUCUGGUGGAGGUAGCUACUUCCAAUGGGAUUCGCCAAUGGUCGUCUCAAUGUUGGUUAUUGGUGGCAGUUGUGCUUUGGCAUUCUUCUUUGUGGAAUAUAAAGUCGCCUUACUUCCUAUGAUGCCUCUGUCCCUGUUCUGUAAUGCACCAGUCUGCGUGUUGCUUUUACAGAACUUCUUCUUCGGCAUUGUGUACUACUCGCAGCUUUACUAUCUUCCGCUAUUCUUCCAGAACGCGCGACGUAUGUCGCCAAUUAUGUCGGCAGCUCUCGUUCUACCAAUCACCGCUGCCCAGAUGACCUUGUCGAUUCUGUCUGGCCAGUACAUCUCAAGACGUGAGCGUUACGGCGAAGUCAUUUGGCUUGGGUUCUUCCUCUGGACGCUCGGAGUCGGCCUCACAUGCAUCUUUGACCUCACCACACCAAUAGUUGCCAUCGUGGUGAUCUUGCUCAUACAAGGAGCGGGUGUCGGGUUGAUCUUCCAACCUACAUUGGUUGCAUUACAAGCUCACUGUACCAAGGGUCAACGUGCAGUCGUAAUCUCCAAUCGCAACUUCCUCCGCAGUCUCGGUGGUGCGGUCGGUCUUGCCAUUUCUGCCGCUGCAUUACAAAGCUCUCUCAAGAAAGCAAUGCCUUCAGGGCUUGCUUCUACGUUUUCUUCAUACGACCGUCCGGACUUCACCGCUUUUAAUGCCUCAGAGGAGCAGACACAGGCUAUACUACAGGCCUAUGCUACGGCUAGUAGAACGGUCUUCAUCAUGAACGUGCCGUUUAUGGCUCUUUGUCUGCUUGGAUGCGUUCUGAUCAGAGACCGUGGACUACAGCGCCCUGAUGAGCCUCAAUGGGGUGGUUCAGGUGACACUACGAUGGGCGUCGAGGUGGAGAAGGGCGAUGACAAGACAGAUGGUAUUCAGCAUAUCGUCCGUGAUGCUUCUAAACUCGAACAGGUUGAUGGUAGGGAGAAAUUGACUAGCAAGGGAAGUACGUAGUGGUGAAUUUACAUUCAGACUUACACAUAAGGCCUUCCCCGUAUGUCUAGAAACAGUCCUACG
This is a messenger RNA of Aureobasidium subglaciale EXF-2481, 2003 nucleotides long. RefSeq lists its product as uncharacterized. Gene Ontology annotation, molecular function: transmembrane transporter activity. The coding region runs from base 243 to 1940 and encodes 565 amino acids. Gene Ontology annotation, biological process: transmembrane transport. The record is from RefSeq and is a predicted model, not a curated record. NCBI's taxonomy places the organism in Eukaryota, Fungi, Ascomycota, Dothideomycetes, Dothideales, Saccotheciaceae. The transcript has 3 exons.